Eruca vesicaria subsp. sativa (arugula) is the source of this 1206-nucleotide messenger RNA. Lineage: Eukaryota; Viridiplantae; Streptophyta; Magnoliopsida; Brassicales; Brassicaceae. The record is from the annotation of a GenBank genome assembly.
AUGUCUUGUCUCUCAUUCUUACCAAUGACUUCCCCCGAUAGGAAAGGUAAAGCGACGACUGAGGAAUCCUCCCCACUUCCUUCGCUUCCUGAUGAUUUGCUGUUGACCUGCUUCGCCCGCGUCUCUACGUUGCACUACCCAACUCUCUCUCUCGUCUCCAAGAGAUUUAAAUCACUCAUCGCCUCACCGGAGCUAUACAAGAUCCGAUCCACAUUAGGCCGCAACCAGAGUUGUCUCUAUGUGUGCUUUGGGUCCGAUCAUGACCCUAACCCUCGCUGGUUCACUCUCUGCCUGAAACCUGACCGAAACUUGACUAACGGGUCAAGCAGGAAUGUUUUGGUUCCAGCCUCGGUUCCCCAUUCUGCUCCUGCGCACUGGUCUGGUCUUAUUGGCGGACCUUCCAAUGAUAUCUACAACAUUGGCGGCCCCCUUGAAGUUGACGAUGCUCCAUCCUCAACCGAGCCGGGAAACUUGUGGGUGGACCCAAUGGUCGAUGUCCUUGACAGAAAGAUAUAUAUAACAAGAGGUUGCAAUCCGAACACUAAAACUUGGGACCCUGAGGUCUCGACCCCUCCCGCUUUUGUAAGCUUAGUGGUUAGGAAGAAAGUUUACAUGUUUGGAACCUCUAAUGAUUCGGCUUACAAACCAAAAAACGGUCAAUGGGAAAGGUUCUGGGGCUGGAAACCGAGUUUGGGAUGGUUUUCUUGUUGCGUGAUUGAGAAGGUACUGUACCGUUAUCGUUCUGGAGAGUUCAAAUGGUAUGACACCAAGGCAGGGCACUGGAGGAAGUUAAAGGGCUUGAAAGGACUGCCUAAGUUUGUCAGUUAUGGUUUUCAGUUGGUUGAUUAUGGUGGAAAGUUGGCGGUUUUGUGGGCUGAGCUUGUGCCUAACGGUGGCGAUAAGAAAAAGGUUGUUUGGUGUGCAGUUAUUAUGCUUGAGAGGCCUAAGAGUGCCGAUGAGAUUUGGGGGGAGAUCGAGUGGUGUGACGUUGUGUGUACAGUCCCCAAGUCAUAUCAACUGGAGUAUGCUCUUGAUGCUACUCUCUGAUCAACUGGAGUAUACUACCUAACGGGUGAAUUUUUUAUUUAUUUAUUUAUUAAUUGUGGAUUCUCCUGCAAUUAACUUAAUUUUACUUGUAUCUUUCAUAGAAAAGAACCAAAACAAGAUAUUCAUUUGAUUCAAGAGUGUUUUCCCUUGAACUGUACA